This is a messenger RNA of Ochlerotatus camptorhynchus, 1393 nucleotides long. Its product is annotated as bcl-2-related ovarian killer protein-like. Gene Ontology annotation, biological process: extrinsic apoptotic signaling pathway in absence of ligand; intrinsic apoptotic signaling pathway in response to DNA damage; regulation of apoptotic process. Gene Ontology annotation, cellular component: mitochondrial outer membrane. Lineage: Eukaryota; Metazoa; Arthropoda; Insecta; Diptera; Culicidae. Gene Ontology annotation, molecular function: protein heterodimerization activity; protein homodimerization activity. The transcript is spliced from 2 exons. The coding region runs from base 261 to 965 and encodes 234 amino acids. The record is from RefSeq and is a predicted model, not a curated record.
GCUCAUCCCCAGUCCAGAGUAAGAUCGCGAUCAUCGUUUCGAUCUGGAGAUUUUUAGUAGUGCCAGCAGCUGGUCACGACUGAGUUAUCUAACCACUGUCAUUCAAUCAAUCGAUCAGAACUAAGCGGUUUUCCGAUAGUCGCGAAUCAAUACGAACAAUAUCCGAUGUGUAGAUUAGUGCAAAUGUUACCGCUCAGCACGAUCAAUUAGUAUCAUCGCCCGUGCAGCUUCCAAAUCGAUGGACCUUUCAUAAACUUAUCAUGGAGAAGUCAUCACCAACGCUUGCCAAUAAUUUUACAAAUGUUUGGACCAAUCGACGUAGCCCAAUCCAUCAUCUAACCACCACGCAGGAUGUGAUCAACCAGGGAAAAUGUCUCUGUGGCGAAUACAUUCGAGCUAGACUGAGGCGAUCUGGACUGCUGAACAGAAAAAUUUUACAGCGUUUGCGCAGCACGAUGGAAGUUCCUAACUGUGUGGUCGUUCGUGAAACAACUCCAAUUUUGAAUGGAAUGGGUGAAGAGCUGGAACGAAUGCACCCUCGGCUGUACAAUAAUGUGAGCCGGCAAAUUUCAGUGGAACCAUGGGGUGAACUGACCGAACCCGACUCGGUUUGUUACCUGCUGCACAUCGUAGCAAAGGAUCUCUUCAAAACAGAUAUAACCUGGGGAAAAGUGAUCUCACUAUUCGCGAUCGCCGGUGGUUUAGCCGUUGAUUGCGUACGCCAGGAGCAUUAUGAUUAUCUACAACAACUUAUCGAAGGGACAACCGAUGUAAUUGAAGAGGACCUAAGCGCAUGGCUACUCGAAAAAGGAGGCUGGCUAGGGCUACAAGAUCACGUUCAUCCACCGCAGACCGAAAUUACAUUCCUCGGCUGGAUGGCAAUCACCAUUUCAACACUCUUUGUGAUUUACUUAAUUUCGGUUUUACUUAAAUAUCUUGGUUCCAGUUAUCUAUCGAAAUUUUAACUAGGACAUAAACGCAAUUAUUCGCAUAAUAGUUUUAUGUUUAUAACCAUGUUUAUGAUGAUCAUAAAAAAUACCAGGUUGCAAAUUGCAAGCUCACUUAUUAGCACUAUGCAUGUUAAUCGAAUCUCUUUAAAUGUAGAUAACCUUAAGAGCAAACAAAACAUUGACACAAAAAGGGGAAUGGCAAUGAAACCAGACUUUUCUCUUAGGCUGGGAGGUAUAAUUUUAACAUUGAAUACAAUGGUGCUCUUUGAAAAUGUCUACUAAUGUUGAUUGUUUUACUGUUUUUAAAAGCCUGCUUACGUAAUCCAUUCUUUACCAAAACGUUCCAGCUGCAAUAAUGAGUGAUACUAAUGCUCAAAGCAAUGAAUAGCUAAUUUUGACUCUGUUUUUUUCUUUGUAUUGAAUAUAGACGUAAAUAAAUUUUU